AUGGUGAAAAUAAGCCCUAAAUACAAAUUAGAGGUGAGUCUUCUAGAGGUGGCAGAUUUUGAAGAGGCAGAGGCAGAGGUCGAAACUCACGUGGCAGAUUUGGAAGAGGCGCAAAUGGCGGAAGAUGGAAUGAAGCAUCAAACAAAUGGUGCAAAAUUUGUAACAGCGGCACUCAUGACGAGGAGGACUGUUGGAACAAAGGCAAACCGCAAUGUCACAAUUGCAAGAGAUUUGGGCACCUUCAAAAGGAUUGUCGUCUUGCAAAUCAGCAACAUGCUUCGUACGCAGAAGGAGAAUCUGAUGAAGGAAAUUUGUUUUUUGCUUGUCAAAAAGCAUUGCAUGAAGAAGGUAAAAAUGUUUGUUAAAUUGGGCAAUGGAGAACAUGUCGAAGUGAAAGGGAAAGGAAGCAUUGGAGUCACCACGAAGCAAGGAAGCAAAGUCAUACAUGACACACUUUAUGUGCCAGAAUUAGACGAAAAUUUGCUUAGCAUUGGACAACUUCUGGAGCACGGCUAUUCUCUAAACUUUGAGAAUAGAGAGUGCAGAAUUUUUGACUCAGAAAGAAGAUGUGUUGCCGUUGGGAAGAUGACUAGCAACAGGAGCUUUCCACUAUCUUUCAACUAUGAGAAAAAUGUAAGCAUGAUGGCCAGAGAAGAGAAUGACUCGUGUUUAUGGCACAAGAGACUUGGGCAUUUGAAUUACGAAAGUCUCAAGUUACUCUAUCAAAAGAAGAUGGUGUAUGGGCUACCAAGAAUCGAAGAAAAAUACGGUGUGUGUGAAGGAUGUGUCCUUGGCAAACACCACCGGCAACCAUUUCCAAAGGAAGGUGCAUGGAGAGCCAAACAAGUGUUGGAACUUGUACACACAGAUGUGUGUGGCCCUAUGAAUACUUUGUCUCAUGGCAAAAGCAGGUACUUUAUCUUGUUUAUUGACGACUUUACCCGCAUGACUUGGGAGUACACCUCAAACGAAUUUCACAAAUUUUGUGAAGAUGAAGGUGUUGAAAGAAAGCUCACUGUUGGCUAUACACCUCAGCAAAAUGGUGUAUCUGAAAGAAAGAAUCAAACUGUGAUGGAGAUGGCGAAAUCUAUGCUACUUGAGAAAGGUUUACCUAAAACCUUUUGGCCCGAGGCCGUUAACACUGCCGUGUAUUUGAUGAACAGGUGUCCAACAAAGGCCGUGUGGGAAAAGACUCCAUUUGAAGCCUGGAGUGGAAGAACACCGUCGGUGAACCAUCUUAAAAUUUUUGAAUGUGUUUGCUAUGCUCAAAUUCCAAAACAAAAGAGGACAAAGCUGGAAGAAACAAGUGAAAGAUGUGUCUUUAUUGGCUAUAGUUCCAUGUCAAAGGGCUAUAGACUUUACAACUUGAAGACAAACAAUGUGAUCAUUAGCCGGGAUGUUGUAUUUGAUGAGAAUGCUUCUUGGAACUGGGAAGAAGACAAAAUGAAGGAGAAAACAGUCCCUGCAAUCAUAUUACAACAACAAAAUUCAGCAGCUGAGAAUGAGCAACUAGCUCCAUAUGGGUCAAUUGAAAGAGCCAAGGCUAGAUUGAUAGUAAAAGGCUAUGCACAACAGCCUGGAAUUGACUAUAGUGAAACUUUUUCCCUAGUUGCAAGAUUGGAUACUAUACGAACAGUUAUUGCAUUAGCAGCUCAGAAAGGGUGGAACCUGUACCAACUUGAUGUGAAGUCAGCUUUCCUAAUUGGAGAAUUAAAAGAAGAGGUAUAUGUGCAGCAACCUCAAGGCUUUGUGACUAAAGGCCAAGAAAAAAAAGUUUACAAGUUGAAGAAAGCUCUCUAUGGGUUGAAACAAGCCCCUAGAGCAUGGUAUAGUGAAAUUGUCAGCUACUUCAUUCAACAAGGAUUUCAAAGAAGUCAGAGUGAGCAUACCUUGUAUGUGAAGCAUCAAGAAAUGAUGAAAAAAUAUGAGAUGAGUGAUCUCGGCUUGCUGCAUGAUUUUAUUGGUAUUGAGGUUUACCAAGAUGAAUAUGGAGUUUUUAUUUGCCAAAGGAGAUAUGCUGAAAAUAUUUUGAAAAAGUUUGGGAUGAAUGGCUGCAAACCUGUUGAUAUUCCUUUAGUGGUGAAUGAAAAAUUAAAAAAGGAAGAUGGUGGAAGAUUAGUAGAUGCAAGCAUGUAUAGAAGUUUGGUUGGAAGCUUGUUUUUUCUAACAGCUACACGACCCGACUUAAUGUUCGCUGCUAGUUUACUCUCAAGGUUCAUGAGUAAACCAAGUCAUUUACAUCUUGGAGCAGCAAAACGAGUUCUAAGGUAUGUCAUGGGAACCAUGAAGCAUGGAAUCAGGUUUGAAAAGAAUUCUAAACUUGAAGCUAAAGACUACCGUGACAGUGAUUGGACUGGAAGUGUUGAUGACAUGAAAAGCACUUCUGGUUAUGUGUUCAGCCUGGGUUCAAGAGUAAUUUCUUGGUGUUCGAAGAAACAAGACACUGUAGCGCAAUCUUCAGCCGAAGCAGAAUAUUUGGCAGCUGGUUUGGCUACACAACAAUCAUUGUGGUUGAGAAAAAUACUUGAAGAUAUUGGAGAAAAGUAA
Molecule: messenger RNA, 2547 nt
Organism: Vicia villosa (hairy vetch)
Lineage: Eukaryota; Viridiplantae; Streptophyta; Magnoliopsida; Fabales; Fabaceae
Exons: 5
Coding region: 1-2547 (848 amino acids)
Biological process (GO): DNA integration
Molecular function (GO): nucleic acid binding
Source: RefSeq, a predicted model, not a curated record